Trifolium pratense (red clover) is the source of this 1208-nucleotide messenger RNA. RefSeq names its product beta-carotene isomerase D27, chloroplastic-like. Lineage: Eukaryota; Viridiplantae; Streptophyta; Magnoliopsida; Fabales; Fabaceae. Gene Ontology annotation, molecular function: iron ion binding. The transcript has 7 exons. Bases 213 to 989 code for a protein of 258 amino acids. The record is from RefSeq and is a predicted model, not a curated record.
AUCUAUUUAUCAACAAAAAAAAUCUAUUAUCCAAACCAUACGCAAAGAGCAGCAUGUGGAGCAUGAAGUUUGUGUGAAUAUGCUAUUCAUGCACUUCUUGUUUCUUACAUAUGUGCGCCUCUCUCACCCAUUCCUUUCUUAUUAACAUUUUAAAAUAACUUCCAAUAUUCCCUAUUUUUCUUUCACAUGAAACUCAAAAACAACAUUCACAAAUGGAACCAAAUGUUUUUAUGCAGCAGAACAGAAUUUCAACACUAACUUCAACUCACUACAACCUCAUCAAACAUAAACCUCAACAACAUCCACCUUAUAUAGUUUCUGUCCUCAAAAAGCCUUCAAAUCAUGACAUUACAAAAGAAACAACAAAAAAUAGUACUACUAAUGUAUAUAAAGAUAGUUGGUUUGAUCUCAUAGCAAUAAACCAUUUAUCAAAAACAGUUCAAGCUGCCACAGGACUAAGUAAUAAUAAGAGUGGUUAUGAGAGCCUUGUUGAGGCAACUUUUAUGGUAAAACAGAAAUUUAAUCCUAUUCAACAGCAAGAGGUCAUUACCCAAAUUCUUGAUAGUCUUUUCCCACAGUUAGUAUUUACAGUGAUAAAGAAUCAGCCCCUACCAAAUAAACUCACAAGGGAACUUUAUGCAAUUAUCACCACUAUGUUAUUUACUUGGUUAGUUGGGCCCUCUGAGGUGAGAGAAUCAGAGAUCAAUGGGAGAAGAGAAAAGAAUGCAGUAUAUGUCAAAAAAUGCAGGUUCUUAGAGGAGACAAAUUGUGUAGGGAUGUGUAUUAAUAUGUGCAAAAUUCCAUCUCAAACGUUUAUAAAGAACACUCUAGGUAUGCCGGUCAACAUGGUACCAAAUUUUGAAGACAUGAGUUGUGAGAUGAUAUUUGGGCAGGAUCCUCCGGCAUCAACUGAUGAUCCAUCACUGAACCAACCAUGCUAUAAAAAAUGCAAAUCAUAUAAAAGUCAUGGAACAAACUGCCCCAGUUAAAGCAGAGGGUUUGGAUAGAAGAUGUCAUUUUAUAGAAUAGAACAUCAUUAUGUACUAACUACUAACCACUAAUAAUAGUUACAUGAAUAUAUUUUCUUCUUCUUUGGUGUAUUAACUUGCUAAUUAUCUGUAAUUUUCUUUUGAAAAUUAGGACUAUUGGGGUGUACAUGCAAAAUUUUGAUUUGAAUCAAAGUAUUAAUGUCAAUUAUAAGUGAAAAA